This is a messenger RNA of Tachysurus vachellii, 1500 nucleotides long. RefSeq names its product probable syndecan. The record is from RefSeq and is a predicted model, not a curated record. The coding region runs from base 220 to 888 and encodes 222 amino acids. The transcript is spliced from 10 exons. Lineage: Eukaryota; Metazoa; Chordata; Actinopteri; Siluriformes; Bagridae.
GAGUGUGAGUGUGUGUGUGUGUGUGUGUGUGUGUGUGUGUGUGAGUGUGAGUGAGUGAGUUAGUAAAAUAGUCUGAGUAUGAAAUCCACCAAUCAGAUGUUUGUAGUUUUGCGUCUCUCAGCCAUCAGGACUGCAGUGUGAUAUCAGAAAGCAGCAGUCGCUCUUCACCAACAUUCUCUUCCAGCAUUCACAAACAACAGAAAGCAGCGAGUGGAGAUCAUGUCAUCCAGCACCAAGUAUUCUGAUAUAGGAACACACAGUGACCCCACUACUGUUCCUCUGAAAUAUUCUGAUAUAGGAACACACAGUGACCCCACUACUGUUCCUCUGAAAUCAUCAACAGUCAACACAACAUUUGGUGAUUUUUUAGAAUCCAGUGAAGGAACACAAGACAGGACCUUCACUGAUAUGACAUCAACAGUCAGCACAGCAUUUGGUGAUUUUUUAGAAUCCAGUGAAGGAACACAAGACAGGACCUUCACUGAUAUGACAUCAACAGUCAGCACAACAUUUGGUGAUUUUUUAGAUUCCAGUGCAGGAACACAAGACAGGACCUUCACUGAUAUGAGUCCCAUACACAGGACCUUGAUUCCUGAGAGAGCAGAAAUGAACCCCUAUGUCACAGUUCAGACGGGUUCCUCUGCCACUCAUGAUGACUUAGCUGGAGUGUUUGUGUUUGGUAAGAGCUCUUUUUUAGGUUUUGUUUUUGAAAACUUGCGUGAUAUAAGAUUUUGUGUGUGUGUGUGUGUGUUUUGCAGUAGCGGGUUUUUCAUUACUGAUUGUGCUACUUAUCCUUUUCGUCAUUUUCCGACACAUGUUUGGCAAGAGAGGAACAUAUUACACACACGAGCCAAAAGAAACAGAAGAUCCGAAACAGGAACUGUUUGACUCCUCAGAUGAAGAUCUGUGAUCAUCAUCAUAACGUCUUCACAACGUCUCCUGCUUGAUUACGGACUUUUAUCACAUUUCUGUGUCCUUUCUGUCCGCUGUCAUCUUUUUAAAGUCCAGAAGAUUAUUUUUUAAAAAUCCAUCAGUUUUUUUCUCUUCAUUUCUUUGCUCGACAUCAUGAAUUUGAGUCCUGAUUGGCUGAAAUCGGGAAUUAUAAAUAUUUUGGUCGUGCACUUAAAGUUUUGGUCUUUACUGGAUAAAAACUUUAUUUUUUAAAUUAAGCGACAUUUUUUUAUUUCAUCAAACCAUCUUUAUUUCAUCUGUGUCUCUGCCUUUAACAGCUCCUUCAUCCUAACCAUGUCCAAUCUGCACACAUCAAAUAUUCAGCGGGACAGAAAAUGUUCCUUUCACUCGUGCCAAUGUUUUAUUAAUCUUCUAAUAUCUUUUUGUUAAUGCACUUAAAAAAAAAAAAAGCAGCCUGGACUUUUGAAGGCUUCGUCUCACACAUAAAGAGAGGACAAAAAGAUAAAACAAUCCUAUAAAUUAUGACUUUGACUGCAGCCUGUGGAUAAGAUCAGCGUUGAACUGAUUAAACUCUUUUUUUUGUUGUUA